This is a messenger RNA of Chilo suppressalis (striped riceborer), 531 nucleotides long. NCBI's taxonomy places the organism in Eukaryota, Metazoa, Arthropoda, Insecta, Lepidoptera, Crambidae. The record is from the annotation of a GenBank genome assembly.
AUGCCCACGAGACCAUUAUUCCCGGGAGCUAAGCCCGGCAUCAAAACGUCCGGUCGUCAGUCUUAUAUGGGACAGCAUGAAGCCAAUCACACGACGCGGGCGCUACCAACGAUACGCCAAACCGUGUUAUGUUUUCAGGCCGUCCCCAACUACAGUUUCAACUACGCUGUCAACGACCCACACACGGGCGACAACAAGGCGCAGAGCGAGCAACGCAGCGGCGACUACGUGAAAGGCUCCUAUUCUCUAGCCGAGCCCGACGGCACGAUCAGAGUUGUCGACUAUACCGCCGGCCCUCACAGCGGGUUUAACGCCGUCGUCAAACGAGUCGGCGCCGCUGUUCAUCCUCAAAUAAUUACCCCUAUUGUCAAAACCGUUGCGCCUAUAAUUGCACCGGCUAGUUUAGUCGGUGUCGGCGAUUGGGGAGGCCACGGAUAUACCGGCGGUUGGAACACAGGCCUUGGAGCGUGGGGCGUAGGCCUCGGAGGCCUCGGCUGGGGCCAAGGCCUCGGCGCGUGGGCCGGACACUAA